CAAUUCCAAACCCGUGAAGCUCAGUCAACCCGACGAGCAAGCCGGUCCCCAUAUUUUGAUUUGUUUUUUCAAUAAAAAUGUGCGGAAGCAUUUUAGGAAGACUCCUAAAACCCUUCAGGAAACUCAGCAGCGUAGUUCCUCUCGCCAUCGUCGCGUCUGCCGCCGCACCCCCUGGCCACUGCAACUCCGCCGCUAUGAGUGCCAAAGCGCACCAUAGAACCAGCGUCUGCAUCAUCGGAAGUGGCCCCGCUGCCCACACUGCUGCCAUUUAUGCCGCCCGCGCGGAGCUCAAGCCCUUCCUUUUCGAAGGCUGGAUGGCCAACGACAUCGCCCCCGGCGGUCAGCUCACCACCACCACGGAUGUCGAGAACUUCCCCGGUUUCCCUUACGGUAUUAUGGGAAUAGAGCUUAUGGAUCACUGCCGCAAGCAGUCUACUCGAUUUGGGACGGAGAUCCGCACCGAGACCGUCUCUCAUGUGGACUUCUCUUCCAAGCCCUUUAAGGUGUUCUCUGACGAGAGGAUUGUGGAAGCGGAUGCCGUGAUUGUCGCGACUGGCGCGGUCGCCAAACGGCUAGAGUUCCCCGGCUCCGGAUCUGGAGAAAAUGGCUUCUGGAACCGUGGCAUAUCCGCCUGCGCCGUCUGUGACGGUGCUGCACCUAUUUUCCGCGACAAGCCCUUGGCAGUGAUCGGAGGUGGUGAUUCCGCCAUGGAAGAAGCUACUUUCCUGACAAAGUUCGGGUCGAAAGUUUACAUUAUCCACAGGAGAGACGAGUUUAGGGCUUCCAAGUUUAUGCAGAAUAAGGCUCUCAGUAAUCCUAAAAUUGAUGUGAUCUGGAACUCCUCUGUGGAAGAGGCCUAUGGAGAUAAGAAACUUGGAGGACUCAAAGUGAGGAACUUGGUUGACGGGCAAGUCUCAGACCUGAAGGUUUCUGGCUUGUUCUUCGCCAUUGGGCACGAACCCGCCACCAAGUUCCUGAGCGGGCAAUUGGAAUUGGAUUCAGAUGGGUAUGUUGUUACCAAGCCCGGGACUACCCUAACUAGUGUGAAGGGUGUUUUUGCAGCAGGUGACGUCCAGGAUAAGAAGUACAGGCAGGCUAUCACUGCUGCUGGAUCAGGAUGCAUGGCAGCAUUGGAUGCAGAGCAUUACUUGCAGGGAAUUGGUGCCCAAGAGGGAAAGAGUGAUUGAGUGCGGGAUUCUUAUAAAGCAGCAGCGUUGAAUUUGUUUCAAAUCUCAUAAGAACUUGCCUAUGUAUAUUUAAUAUCUUUUAAUUGUUAUACGGUCAUUGGGUAGAGAAACCGGCCAUGCUGACCUCCCCUUGGUUGGACACUUUCACUUGGACGUUAUUAUAUUCCGAAGCUUAAUUACUACGGAGUAUUCGAUUGCAAUAUAUUCAAUGUACUUAAACUUCAAAAUCUUACUGCCUUGUUUGUGUUUGUCUUGGUAUAACUUAAAACUUACUCCGUAGAAAUCAAUUUUCUUUGCUGAUGUUCACCCCUAUCCUAUUAGGCUGUUAC
Cuscuta epithymum is the source of this 1516-nucleotide messenger RNA. NCBI's taxonomy places the organism in Eukaryota, Viridiplantae, Streptophyta, Magnoliopsida, Solanales, Convolvulaceae. The record is from the annotation of a GenBank genome assembly.